CCUUAACCGGAUGUGUUCAUUACUGCUUCCGGGGUCGGUCCUGAGUCUCGGUAGUCACGCUGCCAGCGUCCAUGCACAGUAAAUAAUCAGUUUAACGGAAGAGUUGAAGACAUUUGGCUGUAUGGUGUUUCUGCUGAAGCUCACAGAAGCUCAACAUGAAGAACAGAAGCUGUGGCUGGGUGGACUGUCGGCUCAGACAGAGAGUGGAACAGUAUCUGGCAGCCAGCAACAGGGAAUAUGUGGACCUUUCAGCCAUGGCCCUGGAUCUUCAAAAACUCUACAGAAUGGAGUAUGGAAGAAGAAACAAGACAGCAUUCAGGAUUCAAGUAGAGAAAGUGUAUGAAGCCAUCACAAAGGAGUCUGACCUUACUGAUCUGGAGAGCAAACACAUGGCCAAGAGGGCCAAGCACAACCAUGCUGACACUGGCGAAGGCAGCAGUAGUUCAGAGGAAUCCUCCGAGAGUGAUGACCAUAUUCUGGAAAACACUCCUGCCAACCACAUGAACAGUUCUCUGACAUCUCUGUACCGGAAAGGACACCCAGACUCCAGCACCUGCUCACCCGGACCUGAUCAGCUCACUACCGGCAGUACUGCUAGCAUAGCUAACCCCACUCCCAGCACAGGGACGCUUGUGUCCACAGGAGGAUGGUUCAUUGACAAAAGCAGGGGCCCUGAGAAGAGCAACAUCCUUAUCGACCUGUGUGACGAAGAGCCAGCUAAUGCAGAGGCUAAUCAGACAGACGUGCCCUUGCUGGAGCCUGAGAAAUCUCACAAGAAGGCAAAGAAAAGGAUGAAGAGCUCCACUGACAUUACUGAUUCUCGCACACUGAACAGGAAGGCAAAAUCCAAGUCGCCAGAGCUACAGUAUCCCUCUUUGAAGUUUGAAGAUGUGGGAGGUAAUGAGGAAACAUUAACGGAUGUGUGUAAGCUGCUGAUCCACAUGCGUCACCCAGAGGUGUACCAGCAGCUGGGAAUGGCUCCUCCAAGGGGCUUCCUGCUCCAUGGCCCUCCUGGCUGUGGAAAGACCCUGCUGGCCCAGGCUGUGGCUGGGGAGCUACAGCUGCCCAUGUUGAAAGUGUCUGCCCCUGAGCUGGUGUCUGGAGUAUCUGGGGAAUCUGAGCAGAAGCUCAGAGAACUGUUUGACCUGGCUGUGAGCUCAGCUCCAUGUAUCCUGUUCAUAGAUGAGAUAGAUGCCAUCACCCCUAAGAGAGAGGUGGCCUCUAAAGACAUGGAGCGGAGGAUUGUAGCCCAGCUGCUAACCUGCAUGGAUGACUUGAACAGCCUGACAGUGACAGCACAGGUCCUUGUCAUUGGUGCCACCAACAGGCCGGACUCCCUGGAUCCUGCCCUCCGCAGAGCCGGACGCUUUGACAGAGAGAUCUGCCUGGGGAUUCCUGAUGAGGCAGCUCGUCUCAGGAUCUUGAAGACAUUGUGUCGAAAGCUGAAGCUGCCGGAGGAUUUUGACUACCAGCAGCUGGCCAGGCUCACACCAGGCUACGUGGGUGCAGACCUUAUGGCUCUGUGCCGUGAAGCUGCUAUGACCGCUAUAAACAGGGUUUUGCUGGAAACAAGAGGACAGUCACACAGCCACAGCCAGAGCUCCAGUAAAGAGCUGCUACCAAGCACAGAUCAGACUGAAGCUGAUGUGAUGGGAAAAGAGAUCAGAGAGCAGCAGACAGCAAACAUCAACCCAGGAGCUGAGGAGGAGUCAGGACAGAAUCAACAGCAGCAGGGGCAGCUGUGUCACUUGUUGCUCCUGUUGAAGAACACUGAUACACUGUCAGAGGAAGAGUUGGCCAGCCUGUCCAUCCUCAUGUCAGACUUCCAGUCCUCUCUGGCCAGUGUCCAACCCUCAGCCAAGAGGGAAGGCUUCGCCACCGUGCCUGAUGUCACCUGGGAUGAUGUGGGAGCCCUGCAGGACAUCAGAGAGGAGCUCACCAUGGCCAUACUGGCUCCGGUGCAUUCUCCAGAGCAGUUCAGAGCUCUUGGCCUCAGUGCUCCAUCUGGUGUGCUGCUGGCUGGACCUCCAGGAUGUGGAAAAACACUGCUGGCUAAGGCUGUGGCCAAUGAAUCAGGCCUCAACUUCAUCUCUGUCAAGGGUCCAGAGCUGCUCAACAUGUAUGUGGGAGAGAGUGAGCGGGCUGUCAGACAGGUCUUCCAGAGAGGACGCAACUCAGCUCCUUGUGUCAUCUUCUUUGAUGAGAUCGAUGCUCUGUGUCCUCGCCGCUCAGGCCAUGAGUCAGGAGCCAGUGUGCGGGUGGUCAACCAGCUGCUCACAGAAAUGGACGGCCUGGAGACGCGACGACAGGUGUUCAUCAUGGCUGCAACCAACAGACCAGAUAUUAUUGACCCGGCCAUACUCAGGCCAGGUCGUCUAGAUAAAACCUUGUAUGUGGGUCUGCCUCCUCCAGCAGACCGCCAUGCCAUUCUGCUCACCAUUACUAAGGGCGGGACCAAACCACCGCUGGAGCAAGAUGUCUGUCUAGAAGAGAUCGCCUCUGAUGAGCGUUGUGAUUGUUUCAGUGGUGCCGACUUGACUGCAUUAAUAAGGGAAGCAUCUGUGAAUGCCCUGAGGGCCUUCCUGAAGUCUCAGCAUUCCUCAGCCUCUUCCUUUGGUCACACAGACUCAUCUGGCUCCUUUGCUGACAUCAGAGUGAGCAAACAGAACUUUGAUGAUGCCUUCAAGAAAGUCCGUCCAUCUGUGUCUAAAAAGGACCAGAAGAUGUACGAUCUGCUCAGAGAGUCCCUCAGCAGAUGAGUCCAGACCAGAGCCAGAGACUUCGCCAGCAACAGCUCACCUUUGAAAUCAUCUCCAGAUAUCAGUCAAUAAUUUGAUUUCAUGCACGUAACACAUUUUUUUAUGGUUGAAUCCAUAAUACAGAUUCCUGAUUUUAUAAUAAAAAAUGUAUAGAAACGAGAAGAUGA
Molecule: messenger RNA, 2926 nt
Organism: Acanthopagrus latus (yellowfin seabream)
Lineage: Eukaryota; Metazoa; Chordata; Actinopteri; Spariformes; Sparidae
Gene: nvl
Product: nuclear VCP like
Exons: 24
Coding region: 156-2759 (867 amino acids)
Biological process (GO): ribosome biogenesis
Cellular component (GO): nucleus
Molecular function (GO): preribosome binding; RNA binding; ATP binding
Source: RefSeq, a predicted model, not a curated record